AUGAGAUCUUUAGAAAAGGUUGUUGCCACUUCGUGCGCAUCGUAUACGUCGGGGAAGCCGCCGGGCCCGUGCAAGCUGCGUUCCCUGUCGAAGGACGAUAAGGUGGCGCUGCUGAGCAAGCAGAACGAACUCAGGGCGAGGGCGGCGCGCGGCGAGGACACUCAGCCCCAGGCGUCCGACAUGAUGCGCCUGUGUUGGGACAUGGAACUCGAGUGUGUGACUGUGCGUGCCUGUGUUGGUGAGGCGGUGGCAGCGCGGUGGGUCCUUCAGUGCAAGGAUUCUUACGACAAGUGUCGCGACAGCACCCGCUUCCCUGUGGGGCAGAACAUCGCAUGGAGAAGGCUGGAUAUGGAUAUUCCAAUGGAUCUGAUAACAAUGCUGCAGAGUUGGUACAACGAGAUUAUGGAUUUCUCUAAAGAUGGCAUCAAGUCCUACAAGUUCAAUCCGAGCACGGCUCACUACACGCAGGUGACGUUACGAGUAAUGGGCGUGUGGGGCGGGGCGUGCCUGCAGCUGGUGUGGGCGAAGACGACCCUGGUGGGCUGCGCCUUGGCGGAGAGGGGAAGUGCCCCGGGCAUUGAGUUCACCCUGAUAUGCAACUUCGGCCCUUCUGGGAAUGUGGCCGGGGAGCCCGUCUACCAGGAGGGGGAUGCGGCCUCUGCGUGCCCAAAGGGCUCCACGCCCGAUAAG
Molecule: messenger RNA, 690 nt
Organism: Gryllus bimaculatus (two-spotted cricket)
Lineage: Eukaryota; Metazoa; Arthropoda; Insecta; Orthoptera; Gryllidae
Source: the annotation of a GenBank genome assembly